GUUUCUCGUGUGUUAGAUGGCAGAGGGCGACAAGAAGACGGCGCCGGCGAAGCCGGGGAAGGCGGCUGCGAAGGCGGCGGCGGCGGCGGCGGUGAAGGCUGCGAAGCCGGGGAAGGCGACCGCGAAGGCGCCUACGAAGGCUACAAAGCCAAAGGCUGCGAAGCCGGGGAAGGCGACCGCGAAGGCGGCGGUGAAGGCUGCGAAGCCGGGGAAGGCGCCGGCGGCGGCUGCGGCGGCGAAGCUGAAGAAGAAGGCGGUGAAGAGGAGGCACACGAGCCGCAACCCCAUGCUCGCCCGGGGGCUCGGGCGCUACUCCCGCUCCGCCAUGUACGCCCGCAAGGCCCUCUACAAGAGGAAGAGCAAGACCACGGUGACAAAGGUUGAAAAGAAGCUGAAAGAGAAAGUGCCGGCAACAGUUACAAAGACUGUUGGGGGAGACAAGAAUGGUGGCACUCGUGUGGUCAAACUCCGCAAGAUGCCCCGCUACUACCCCACAGAAGAUGUUCCUCGCAAGCUUCUGAGUCAUGGCAAGAAGCCCUUCAGUCAGCACAAGAGGAACCUUCGUGCCACCAUCACCCCAGGGACUGUCCUGAUCCUGCUUACAGGCAGGCACCGUGGCAAGCGUGUAGUGUUCCUGAAGCAGCUGUCCAGUGGUCUUCUGCUUGUUACUGGCCCUCUGUGUCUCAACCGUGUGCCUCUUCGUAGAGCACACCAGAAGUUUGUCAUUGCCACCAACACCAAGGUUGACAUCUCUGGUGUGAAAAUUCCCAAGAACCUGACGGAUGCCUACUUCAAGAAGAAAAGGCUGAGGAAACCUAGACAUCAGGAGGGAGAGAUCUUUGACGUAGAGAAAGAGAAAUACCAGUUGACUGAGCAGCGGAAAGCAGACCAGAAGGCAGUUGACUCUCAGCUAAUGCCUCUUAUCAAGAAGGUUCCACAGCUGAAGGGCUACCUGCAUGCCACUUUCAGCCUUUCCAAUGGCAUGUACCCACACAAGCUUGUCUUCUAAACAAAUUAUAAUAAAUUACCAUGAUUUGUCAA
Messenger RNA from Scleropages formosus (Asian bonytongue), 1041 nucleotides. RefSeq names its product ribosomal protein L6 (gene rpl6). The record is from RefSeq and is a predicted model, not a curated record. NCBI's taxonomy places the organism in Eukaryota, Metazoa, Chordata, Actinopteri, Osteoglossiformes, Osteoglossidae. Gene Ontology annotation, biological process: ribosomal large subunit assembly; cytoplasmic translation. The transcript is spliced from 6 exons. Gene Ontology annotation, molecular function: structural constituent of ribosome; RNA binding. Gene Ontology annotation, cellular component: ribosome; cytosolic large ribosomal subunit. Bases 17 to 1009 code for a protein of 330 amino acids.